CAAUUAAUUGCUUUUGCUUUUAGCUUCAAAAUUAGUAUGCGUAUUGCUAGGAGUAAUGUUUAUAAACUUUCGGUACCUGCAAAAAGUGCGUGGAUUCCGUGCUCUAAUCAUGGGUCCGCCAGGCAGCGGUAAGGGCUACGUAUCCGACAAGAUUGUGCAAACUUAUGGCGCUGUGCACAUCUGUGCGGGCGAUAUAUUGCGCAAGCAUAUACACAAUCGCACAGUACUGGGUAAGAAGGCAUCCGAGCUAAUUAGCCAGGGCCUUCUGCUGCCCGACCAUUUGUUGGCCGGCGUAAUUUCGACGGCCGUGUACAACGUGAGCAAUCGGAACUUUAUCCUCGACGGAUAUCCGCGCACUCUGGCACAGGCUAAACACUUGGAGAGUCUUCUGAAGCUGGAUGUGGUCUUCAAUCUGGAUAUACCUGUGGAAGCCAUAAUUGACGUGCUCAGGCAUCGCCAAAUACAUGUACCCUCUGGCCGCGUAUACAAUGAGGGGGACAGGGCGCCGCUCGUGCCCGGGCGCGACGACCUCACGGGCGAGCCCUUGGAACGGCGCCCCGACGACCGACCGAAGGUUGUGCUGGCUCGUUUGGCCGCCUUCGAUGGCCAAACGAAUCCGGUAAUUCGAUUUUACAGGAAGAAACACAUUUUACACACCAUCACUGGGCGAAGCCACGGGAGCUUGUGGCCGUUGGUUGAGAAGUUUCUGAAGAGGCGCUGGAAAGCGUUUCCGCCGCGUACCGUCAGGCCGCCGAGGGAGUUAAACUUGAUCAAGCUAUGCUAAGUCGAAAUUGACGGUAUUAAUUUUGGAUAUUAUAGGGACAUUUGUAUACAUUUUAUUAUGUGUUAGGCUUUAAGGGAUCACUUCUUAAAUAUUCUGACAAUUGAGCUGUGAAACCAAUAUAGGAUCUCAUUUUAAAAGUUUUAAUAAAGGAUUAAUGAAAUAAA
Messenger RNA from Drosophila montana, 948 nucleotides. Its product is annotated as GTP:AMP phosphotransferase AK3, mitochondrial-like. Gene Ontology annotation, cellular component: cytoplasm; mitochondrion. The record is from RefSeq and is a predicted model, not a curated record. Gene Ontology annotation, molecular function: AMP kinase activity; ATP binding. Gene Ontology annotation, biological process: nucleobase-containing compound metabolic process. Lineage: Eukaryota; Metazoa; Arthropoda; Insecta; Diptera; Drosophilidae. The coding region runs from base 56 to 784 and encodes 242 amino acids. The transcript has a single exon.